Empidonax traillii (willow flycatcher) is the source of this 1250-nucleotide messenger RNA. It is a transcript of the gene APIP, whose product is annotated as APAF1 interacting protein. The record is from RefSeq and is a predicted model, not a curated record. Gene Ontology annotation, cellular component: cytoplasm. NCBI's taxonomy places the organism in Eukaryota, Metazoa, Chordata, Aves, Passeriformes, Tyrannidae. The transcript is spliced from 8 exons. The coding region runs from base 84 to 785 and encodes 233 amino acids. Gene Ontology annotation, molecular function: metal ion binding; methylthioribulose 1-phosphate dehydratase activity.
CGGUGCCGCGGGCAGGGGAUGACAGGCGCUCCGCAGGCGCCCCGCGGCGCCCGCGAGAAGCCCCCGAGCGAGGACCCCUUGGCAUGGCGACCGCGGCGGGGGACGCGGAGCAGGAUAAGUUACAUCCAAGGAAUCUUAUCCCAGAGCUUUGUAGACUGUUUUAUGGUUUAGGCUGGGUGACGGGAACUGGUGGAGGAAUCAGCUUGAAACAUGGGAAUGAAAUCUACAUCGCUCCUUCAGGAGUCCAAAAGGAAAGAAUACAGCCAGAAGAUAUGUUUGUUUGUGACAUGAAUGAACAGGACAUCAGUGGUCCUCCACUGCACAAGAAGCUAAAGAAAAGCCAAUGCACACCUCUGUUUAUGAAUGCCUACACUAUGAGAGGGGCAGGUGCAGUGAUCCAUACUCAUUCCAAGGCUGCUGUUAUGGCUACCCUUCUUUACCCAGGGACUGAGUUCCGUAUUACCCAUCAGGAGAUGAUAAAAGGAAUCCAGAAAUGUACUUCAGGAGGCUAUUACAGAUAUGAUGAUACGCUAGUGGUUCCCAUUAUUGAAAAUACACCAGAAGAGAAGGAUCUCAAGGAAAGAAUGGCACAUGCAAUGGAAAAAUACCCAGACUCUUGUGCUGUAUUGGUCAGACGUCAUGGUGUUUAUGUAUGGGGAGGAACAUGGGAAAAAGCCAAAACAAUGUGUGAGUGUUAUGAUUACUUGUUUGAUAUCGCAGUGCAGAUGAAGCAGCAUGGGCUAGAUCCUUCAAAACAUCCAGCUGGAGAAAACGGGAUCUUGUAAAUGUCAACAACAUUUAUAUUCAGGUUUCUUACAUGGUGAUGGGAGUUCCAGAUUUCAACUCACACUUGAAGCCAGAAGGGGGUGCUGUUAUACUCAGGGGAUUGACAGAUGCCAGCAGGCAGUUUUAGACUGUUCAACACAUCCGAGAAGAAAAGGAGACUUCAAGACAACUGAAUUGCUAUUUGGGAAUCCUGUUGAGCGCUACAGUAGCAGGAAUGAAAACUGAGAUGCAAAAAAAAGAUUUUGAACGGCUAUGGAGAACUAACCUGACAUUUUGUCUGUGUGCCUUAAAAAUUGACAUUUCAACAACCUGCAUUGGCUGAUCCUGCUGUAAUUCUACAUCAUUUACGUUGUUGUAACUCUCUACUUCUGAAAGUUGUAGUAGCUUUUAUUCUUCAGGAAAAAAAGUGAGGACAACCCCUUAAUUAGAAGUUAAUAAAGUUUAAAGCAUUGUUUGAACUGUGA